Messenger RNA from Exaiptasia diaphana, 1870 nucleotides. RefSeq names its product probable splicing factor, arginine/serine-rich 7. The coding region runs from base 54 to 1817 and encodes 587 amino acids. Gene Ontology annotation, molecular function: RNA binding. The transcript has 13 exons. The record is from RefSeq and is a predicted model, not a curated record. Gene Ontology annotation, cellular component: nucleoplasm. NCBI's taxonomy places the organism in Eukaryota, Metazoa, Cnidaria, Anthozoa, Actiniaria, Aiptasiidae.
AGCACGAGCAAUUUUAUAAAGAAAGUUGUAUUUUGUGAUUUUCGGCUGCCAAAAUGACGGCUGGAGACGAUACUUUCGUCACAAAAAUCAUUCAGGUAGCAAAUGUGGCUCCUAAUGCUACAACGGACCAAAUGAAGACGUUGUUUAGCUAUCUUGGAGAGAUUGAAGACUUGAAACUCUUUCCCGAAUACUCUGCAAUUCCAGUCCAAUCACGGGUGUGUUUUGUCAAGUUUAAAGAGGCUUCAAGUGUAGACAUUGCUCAACAUCUUACAAACACAGUCUUCAUUGAUAAACAUCUUAUUGUUAUACCUAUUCCUGAAGAUUCAGUUGCUACUGCAGAACAAGUUGGUGAAACACCUACAGAAGGAUCUUUGAUUCCUUUGCCUCAUAUUGCACCUCAGAUCCUAACAACAUGUGGUACAACCAUAACAGURCCAGCAUGCAUGCCACAAGCACCAAUCCUGCCUGAGACAGACUCAAAGAAGAUUGAUGAGAUCAGAAGAACUGUGUUUGUUAACAAUGUUGAUAAGUCGAUUACAGCAGAGCAAAUCCUGUCUUUCUUUUCAUCAUGUGGAGAAAUAAAGUUUAUUCGAUUACUUGAGAAUGAAGAAACUGAGAAUAAGUGUGCCUACGUUGAAUUUACUGAGUCAUCAUCUGUCCUAACUGCUUUACAAUACAACAGUGUCAUAUUUGGAGGGAAAAAGCUCAAGGUGGACUACUCCAAGAAUGCUAUUCACAAACCACCAUCCAAGCGAGAUCGCAGAAGCAGAUCAAGAUCAAGAAGACGAUCAAGGUCAAGGUCGGGCUCACGAAGACGGCGUUCAAGGUCUCGAUCGUGGUCAAGGUCACGCUAUAGGAGAUCGCGCUCUAAAUCUUGGGACAGAUCACGUGAUAGAGACAAGAGACGAAGGUCACCCUCCCGAGAUCGACCAAGAAGAUCCCGCAGCAGGGAGGCGCCUCGUAGAAGAAGCAAAUCGCGUGAACGACGACGCAGAUCUCGAGACCGGUCACCAGAGAAGUCACGUGACAGAUCCAGGGAAAGGCCCAAAGCCUCGGAGAGAUCAAGGGAAAGACAGCGUGACAAGUCACCGGACAAGCGUGACAGGUCAGCAGAGAGAUCGCGUGACAAAUCGAAGGAAGAUUCGCCUGUCGAGAAGGCUCGUGAUAAAUCACGUGAUAGAUCGAGAGAGAAGUCAAUAGAGAGAUCUGGAGAUGCAGCUGAAAAUCGGCCUAAAUCUGAUGCCGACGAAAAUGAAGAAGAGGAAGAAAAACCUAGAAAAUCAAGAGAAAAAGAUCGUGGUCGUGACAGAAGUAGAGAAAGAACAAGAGACAGAGACAAAGAUCGUGACAGGGAUCGAAGAGAGCGUGACAGGGAGCGUGACAGGGAGCGUGACAGAGAUCGUGAUAGGGAGCGGGAAAGAGAGCGUGACAGAGAGCGUGACAGAGAGCGAGAGAGGGAACGUGAUCGCCAUCGUGACAAACGAGACCGUGAUAGAGACCGAAGUAGAGCCAAGCAAAGCCGCUCACCAUCUGAGUCACCAAAGCGUUCAAGACAUCACAAGAAAAAGAAAGAAAAGAAAAGCAAAGAAAAAAGGAGGAGGAGUGACUACGAAGACAGCGAUGCUGAUAAAGGAAGCGAUGUGGAAACGUACAGGAAGUCAAAACGUGGAGGUCACAGCAGCAAUGAAGAGAUGAGUGAUCACGGAUCAGAGAAAGCUUUAAGUGAUAACGACGAUGGAACACCCAAGAAGAAGAAACGAAGAAGUUACAAGAAGAAGCCAGUCAGUGCUGAGGACUAUGACUCAGACAGCAAUUAGAUAAUGAAUUCUUAUUCUACUCAGUUUUACAAAUAAACUACGAGUGUUUUAAA